This is a messenger RNA of Ectocarpus siliculosus, 876 nucleotides long. NCBI's taxonomy places the organism in Eukaryota, Phaeophyceae, Ectocarpales, Ectocarpaceae. The record is from the annotation of a GenBank genome assembly.
UUGGCAGUUGGGGAGCCAAGCCAGCCAAGCAAGCCAGCCACGCAAGCGCUGGCGACUGCCUGCCCCACAUCCACAUCCACAGGUUCCACUGCAGGACAUUGGACCAAGAAACCGGCCGGCCGUAUGAGGAAGCAUCGUGCUGUGCGUAACCGCAUACCAGCUGAUAUCUUGGAGGAUGCUGCACUGAAUCGGGCCAUCGAGCGGUUGCCUGCGAACUACAACUUUGAAAUCCACAAGACUGUGUGGCGAAUUCGCGAGGACAAGGCAAACAAUGUGGCUCUACAGUUUCCUGAAGGGCUCCUGAUGUACGCCUGCGUCAUUUCAGACAUCCUUGAGCAAUUCGCCGGGUGCCAGUCCGUGAUUCUUGGUGACGUUACGUACGGCGCCUGCUGCAUCGACGACCUCACGGCAAAGGCACUGAACUGUGAUAUGCUAGUCCACUACGGGCACAGCUGCUUGGUGCCGAUCGCAGUAACAGCGGUGAAAGUCCUGUACGUAUUCGUGGAGAUAUCCAUCGACACCGACCACUUGGCAGAGUGCAUCCGACGUACUUUCUCGCGGACGACCCGUCUGGCCGUCAUGGGAACUAUUCAAUUCGCGGGCGCAGUUCACGAAAGUUGUUCACAGCUGGCGGACCAUUUCGACGCGGUGGCAGUUCCCCAAGCCAAGCCUCUGUCGCCUGGCGAGGUUCUAGGUUGUACGUCACCCGUGAUCGAAGGGAAGGACGCAUUGGUGUUUGUGGCUGACGGGCGAUUUCAUCUUGAGUCUGCCAUGAUCCAUAACCCAGGCAUGCAGCAUUUUCGGUACAACCCAUACACGAAGGUGUUGACACGAGAACAGUACGACACGCCCAAGAUGCACGACAUCCGAAAGUAA